UGCAUUACCCUUGUUCACCAACCGGGAUGACACCAUCUGCUCGCUCAUGGUAUAUCUUCUUGACUUGUGAGGAUACGACCACAGCAGCAGUAAUGGCCAUCCGGCAGGGCGGUGGCCGGUAGCUGAGGUAGGUGCAGAAACGGUUCAUUCCACCACUCCUCCACCUCGAGCGGAAGAAGCAGCUUGGAUCCCCGGACGAGCAGCACGCGAGCCCUCGGUUGCGCCGCGGCUAUGGGGAGCUUACGAGGCAGCGGCGGCGGUGACGCAGAAGAAAGGAGCGAAGACGGAGAGAAGGUCGGGCUACCGGCUUUGGAAGUAGCGCUCGCGUUCCCGCAGGCCACGCCCGCGUCCCUGUUCCCUCCCGCCGUGUCGGACUACUACCAGCUUGAUGAUUUACUCACUGAUGAAGAGAAGGCGCUUAGGAAGAAAGUCCGUGCUAUUACGGAAAAAGAAAUCGCACCCAUUAUGACCGAAUACUGGGAGAAAGCAGAAUUUCCAUUUCAUGCCAUUCCCAAACUAGCAACUCUUGGCUUAACCGGACUUACAAUGAAGGGAUAUGGGUGCCCAGGGCUCUCAAUUACAGCUAGUGCUAUAUCUAUAGCAGAAGUUUCAAGGGUCGAUGCAAGCUGCUCCGCAUUUAUUCUAGUCCACUCCUCUUUGGCAAUGUCCACAAUUGCCCUUUGUGGAUCAGAGGCUCAAAAGCAGAAGUAUUUACCACCAUUAGCUCAGUUAAAAACUGUUGGUUGCUGGGCUUUAACAGAGCCCGAUUACGGCAGUGAUGCAAGCUCCUUGAGAACUUCAGCAACCAAGGUACCUGGCGGUUGGCAUUUAGAUGGCCAAAAGCGCUGGAUAGGUAACAGCACCUUCGCAGAUGUGCUCAUAAUUUUAGCUAGGAAUGCAGACACAAAGCAACUAAAUGGAUUCAUUGUGAAGAAGGGAGCUCCUGGUUUGAGAGCCACAAAAAUUCAAAACAAAAUUGGACUCAGAAUGGUUCAGAAUGGCGAUGUUCUUCUGAACAAAGUAUUUGUCCCGGAAGAAGACAGAUUAACAGGCAUCAAUUCAUUUCAGGAUAUAAGCAAGGUCCUCGCGAUAUCGCGUGUUCUGGUGGCAUGGCAGCCAAUUGGCAUAUCGAUGGGCGUCUACGACAUGUGCCAUAGGUAUUUGCAAGAAAGGAAACAGUUUGGAGCUCUACUUGCUGCCUUUCAGCUCAACCAAGAAAAACUUGUUCGGAUGCUUGGUAACAUCCAGGCAAUGCUUCUUGUUGGCUGGCGCCUAUGCAAGCUCUAUGAGUCGGGUAAAAUGACACCAGGCCAUGCUAGUCUAGCGAAGGCAUGGAUAUCGAGCAAGUCAAGGGAGGUAGUUUCUCUAGGUCGAGAGCUAUUGGGCGGAAAUGGAAUCUUGGUUGAUUUUCUGGUAGCAAAGGCGUUCUGUGAUAUGGAACCAAUUUUCACGUAUGAGGGUACCUACGACAUCAACACCCUGGUUACUGGAAGAGAAAUCACCGGGAUUGCGAGCUUCAAAUCCGCUGUGUUGGCAAAAGCUCGACUUUGAAUUCUUCCUCCUCCCCUUUGUGUUUCUGGUGUGUAUGAGUAAUGCAACAUCUGCUCUUUGUACCUCUGCUUUAAACCCCUGUAGCAAAAUUCUUUCUACUUCUUCCAAAUACAGACCCCAGUCACCCCACCUUGUAUUCUGGUGGGUAUGAGUAAGAUAGGAAUAAAUGCAACAGAAAAGGAGUUGCAAGGUGAAUGAGGUCGGAGCUGGAUUUAUAUGUAGUACAUCACAUGAGUCACCUCUCAUGACCAGUGUUUGUGUUGAAUCGUACCAGCUUAUACAUAAUGGACCGAUACAAUUCAGGAGAAA
Lolium perenne is the source of this 1860-nucleotide messenger RNA. RefSeq names its product acyl-coenzyme A oxidase 4, peroxisomal. Gene Ontology annotation, molecular function: acyl-CoA dehydrogenase activity; flavin adenine dinucleotide binding. NCBI's taxonomy places the organism in Eukaryota, Viridiplantae, Streptophyta, Magnoliopsida, Poales, Poaceae. Gene Ontology annotation, biological process: fatty acid beta-oxidation. The record is from RefSeq and is a predicted model, not a curated record. Gene Ontology annotation, cellular component: peroxisome.